AUGGUAGACAAAGCGAACAUCAUGAUCAUAAAGAGGAGGAGGAAUAGAGGGGGAGGAUGCCCUACAAGGUUACAGAAACAUGCACCGGCUUCUCUUGACAUUGAUAAGGUUCUCAUUGAUCGUCCUUCAAACCCUUUUGGGGAGGCUUCAAGGGCAAUACCAUUGUUAUCUCCACUCGUUCUUUCUCCACAGCCAAUUUAUGCAGAUAUCACUAUUCAAGUUCGAACAUCAGAGAAGAAUGGGAAUAAUGGUAAGAAUGAGGGUAAAAGUACUCCAACCAGAGGCUGGGAACAUCCAGCUAUUGCUUCAUUUCCCGAGCCAUCUACUUUGUGUAGUUUCUUCCAAAAGCAAUGCGAGGAAGGUAACUCCUGCAGUGCACUUCUUCGCCUUUAG
Messenger RNA from Glycine soja, 393 nucleotides. RefSeq lists its product as uncharacterized. The record is from RefSeq and is a predicted model, not a curated record. The transcript is spliced from 2 exons. Bases 1 to 393 code for a protein of 130 amino acids. NCBI's taxonomy places the organism in Eukaryota, Viridiplantae, Streptophyta, Magnoliopsida, Fabales, Fabaceae.